AUGACGGUCGGCGCCAUCUGCCCUCGCUCAAACUGGGGGCCCGAUCGGUUGAGCAACGGCGAUCCUUCGUACUACUCCGGGAGAUCACAGUGGUUAGCGACCGACGUCAAAUUCUCAAACAAAGACAACAGUGUCUUUCUGAUUUCCCCGAUCAACAAUCUGCACGCGGCCCGGCACAAACCCCUUUACGCAGCACUGGAAUAUUUGAUAUCCGACUUGAUCGACGACUGGAACGGCGUGUUGCUCUACAAGGCGCUGGCACGAGGCGUCUCGCGCGUGAAACCGCAGCUUUAUAGAUGUAGUGCCUGCUCCGAGGGCGCUCCAGGCAUGUGCUCGUGCCCAGUCAACUUUCGCGAGUCGUUGGCGUGGGCAAAUGAUCGGCAGAACAACGUGGCGUCGGAUACGUGGCACGAAAGCCGGUGGAAUCCUAUCCUAGCCCUUGAUGGGCGCUUCGCCAGCUCGAGAAGAAUAUACGACGAGAUCUCCCUGCGUGACGGCUUCAAGGAACGCGGACUUCAGAUCUAUGUGGAAAUUGUAUCCAUUGAGCUUGACGCAGAUGGCUCCAUUUCCGCAGACAGCGUACACCACCUGUGCUGGGAUCUGAAUGACCCAAUUGAUGGCGGGGAUGCGCGCGAACGCGUUUCGACGCUUGCUGGCGAGACGGAGAGUGACGCUGGGGAUUCAGAAGAGGAUGACAUCGCAGACUUUGAAUCUCCCAUGACCAUUGCCGAAUCGUCGGGCAGCGAGGGAAGCGCGGAUGAAGAGGGUGAGCCCACCGGUAGGACUGGCGUAGGUGGAAGCGCCCUGAACAGGAUUCGUUACGGUCCAGAAAACGGCACUGGUCAAGGGACCGUUGGUAGUAGCGUGGACGGGAUUGGGGUCGGGGACGGAAAUGGAUCUCAAGAAGUCCAUGAUGCAGCUGGUGCGGCGGCGGUACUGCAAGCCGAAAACGCCGGCGAGGAGUCGGAGGAGGGCGAGGACUAUGUAGACGCGGUGUAUUGCUUCACCACGGCAGGGGCCUUGGAAGCCGAAGUGGUGGAACACCCUUGGCAAGGGGAGUCUGAACAGGAGUUGGAGUCACUGUACGACGAUGCCAUGUCGCGGGCGGACGAGAUGGAACCAGAUCGGGUUACGCAGUAG
This is a messenger RNA of Cordyceps fumosorosea ARSEF 2679, 1140 nucleotides long. RefSeq lists its product as hypothetical. The record is from RefSeq and is a predicted model, not a curated record. Lineage: Eukaryota; Fungi; Ascomycota; Sordariomycetes; Hypocreales; Cordycipitaceae. Bases 1 to 1140 code for a protein of 379 amino acids. The transcript is spliced from 3 exons.